UUGAAAGCGCAAAUUAAAUCGACAAGUCGAUUAAUAACUAGUCGUUAAUAUCAAACUAUUUUUAACUUUUUACAGUUGCGAACAUUCUUUUGCUUAAAAAUCGAAUGAGAUCACUGCGUCAAUAUCCGAACCACGAGCAAAAGUAUACCAAUUUAUACGUCUAGAAUUUGGGUUAGUUUGCCAAGUGAAAGUUCCAGCCGUUCCCUGGAGCUGCCUGGAGCACCUAAUUGACGCUAAUUGAACCUAUUCAGCCUCGACUCCUCAUCCCGUUGAGCGCUUGUUUGCCUUCUUCUGAUAGCCGAAAUUUGAACACCAGUCUCUGACAUGGUUAAUCACUUCCAGAUCUGGAUCAGUGUUCUCCAUUCAGCUGGAGUCGGAUUUAGUCCACUUUUAAAAUCCAUUCAGUCAAUAUGCAGUCUUUUAGGAAGGAAACACUUUUGUUGCAAGUGCUCGUGAUCCUCACAACACUUCAGGGUCACGUUAGAGCCGACGAUGGCGGCAAAGCCGCCGAAGAAGGUCGCUUCCUGUUCUGGGGUAAACCGUUCCUGAUUGUGCCACCAACUGCGCCCACCCGUCACCAGCUAAUCUCCGGUAUCGGUAUCCCACUCGGGACUCCCGAGUCCAUCACCACCGGGUGGGUCAUCAAGGCGCAGUACUUCCUACCGUCCACGGUGGACCAUCUGAAGCCACUGCUGUGGGAAGGUUGGAACGAUACCAGGCGAUCGCUUGGAAAGCGUGACGUUGGCGGGGAUGUUCCUGGAGAUCAUUACGAAAAGUAUGAGGCGAAGGAGGUGAAAAUUGAGACGGAGAAGCUACCGGAUGAGGUUGAGAGUUCCGAUGAGGAAGAUGACGAGUUUGAGGAUGGGGAUGACAAUUACUGGCUGGAUGACGAGGAGGUCGAGCGGUUCCAGGAAGCUGAUCAGCGGUUUCCACCGAAUGAGAUGGAUGCUAAGGCAGCGGAAGGGUACAACGCUGGACAGUCUCGCUGGAUAACGUACAAGACGCUGGAGAAGGUCGGUGAACGGUACGGCGCAGGAGGUCGUCCCUGCGUUCUGCGGAGUAUUUGCGAAGCUGCGGCCGCCGAAUUUACCCAUUCUGGAGGAGUGUUUGCCGAGUUGAUGCACAUCAUUUUUACUCCCUCGACCACGACGGAAUCGCUGUCGGAGCACAACGACAACGAGUACUACCGGGCGGAACAGCUGGGACGAGAGGGAGCACCGUGCGAGCAGGUUUUCCACGAGUGCAAACAGUCGAUACUGGACGUGUUUACCAGUGUGCACGAUCCGACGACCAACUCAAUGUCGGUGGCCCAUCAAAAAUUGCUACAAGCUAUGAUGAAAUAAGUGCAAUAAAAGACUGAUUUGAAAUUCGCUGCGUUUCGAAAUUACGUAUUUUUAGAAUUGGUUAACACCCCUACAAAGUGUCGUGAUCGGGGACUUUCUUUUAUAAUAAAAACACAGAUUAUUUUGCAAUCAACAAACAACACGUCUUAUUCCACACAAAUUAACCACAAAACUGAUUUGACAAUCUUCAUUCUCUCUUUUGCCGGCCGCGCGCUCUCGCACUCAACCCACAAUCCGUCAGCUAA
Messenger RNA from Culex pipiens pallens (northern house mosquito), 1588 nucleotides. RefSeq lists its product as uncharacterized. The record is from RefSeq and is a predicted model, not a curated record. The transcript has 2 exons. The coding region runs from base 411 to 1343 and encodes 310 amino acids. NCBI's taxonomy places the organism in Eukaryota, Metazoa, Arthropoda, Insecta, Diptera, Culicidae.